GCGUAUAUCAAGAUCGGGUGCGGGUGGUAACUUCCGUCGAUGCUGCCCUCACCAGGCUCGAAGCUAUAGACCUAUAGCCUAACUUGCCAUCCCGUCAACGACAGAUGCUUGGAUGGGCAUUGGACCACGCUCGUGGGGUCCCCUUGUCUUCUCCGCAUUGUGGGGAGCGUCCAGACAUGCAAAACACUCAGGAAACUUGCAAGGAAUGACCGUCGUACGGUUUGUUUCUCCUCUUGAGACAGAUGGGCCAGCCUGGCCGGUGCCCCGGCCCGAUCGAGAUUUUGGACAAAAAAGUGGCCUGACAUUCAUACGAAAUAUAAGAAACGCAACGGCGACAACGUUGUCUACAACGGCGAGCGCCCUCCGGCACCCACAACAGCGCAUCGCACGCAGCGUAUCACAGGGCGCGUCAGGUAGCCAGAAGCAGCAGCAGCCAUGGACGUUAUCCUCCCCCUCGCCGACGAGUACCUACUCGACUCCCUCUACGCGAAGCUCAUUCCCCUCUCCGCGUUCGCCGCGACGCCCGAAGCGUACGAGGGUCUGAACAGCACGCUCGUCCCCUCCAAGUGGACCCAGCUCGUGUCCCACCUCCCGCACCCGCCGCUGCCCGAGGUCGCCGCGUACGAGGCCGUCUCUGCAUGGCCGCGCGACUACCUCCUUCGCGAGUCCAUUUCCAUCACCGUCCUCACCCUCCUCGGUAUUCACCUCCUCUACUUCUCCACCGCCUGGUUCUCGUACAACUUCAUCUUCGACAAGCGCAUGAUGCGCCAUCCGAAGUUCCUCAAGGACCAGGUCCGGCUGGAGAUCGUGACGAGCUUGAAGGCGUUCCCCAUGAUGACGCUGCUUACCCUGCCGUGGUUCUUGGCCGAGGUGCACGGCUACAGCCGGCUGUAUGACAAUGUCGGCACGUACGGAUGGCCGUACUUCCUGUUCUCGAUAUUCUUCUUCCUCGCAUUCACGGACUACUGCAUUUACUGGGCGCACCGGUGGUUGCACAUCCCCGUGAUCUACCGCUGGCUGCACAAGCCGCACCACAAGUGGAUCAUCCCCACCCCCUUCGCCUCGCACGCCUUCCACCCCUGCGACGGCUACAUCCAGUCCCUCCCCUACCACAUCUUCAUCUUCCUCUUCCCUCUCCACCGUUAUCUCUACCUUGGCCUCUUCGUGUUCGUGAACUUCUGGAGCAUCUUCAUUCACGACUCUGAUAUGAUCACCGGCCACCCGCUCGAGAACAUCAUCAACGGCCCCGCGCACCAUACCCUCCACCACGUCUACUUCACGGUGAACUACGGCCAGUACUUCACUUGGUCGGACCGUGCUGGCGGCUCGUACAUGCACCCGGACUACAAGUUCGACCCGUUGCGAGAUAUCAAGGAGGAGAAGAAGGCGCAAUAGACAUUUCUCAUGUCGACUGCGACGACUGGUGCAAGAGAAUGUGACUUAUAGGACUCUGGAAUACGGGGUACGCGGGGAAACUAAUGACUACCGAGGUUGCACGCCUUGGGUACUUACCAAACGAAUGCGCUGCCGUACAAAAACUCCGGCGCCCGCGGCAGCGCUGGUGACGACGAUCUACUCAUCGCAAACUCAUCAUGUACUACAAUAUCUUUAUCCGCAUACAUAUGCAUACCGUAAUUGGGCGUUAGGUAUACCAAUAGACCAUGCAAGGAUUGGAAAAGGAAUUUGUUGGUGUGCAAUGUGAGGAACAGGUUUAGG
Schizophyllum commune H4-8 is the source of this 1716-nucleotide messenger RNA. RefSeq lists its product as uncharacterized. Gene Ontology annotation, biological process: lipid biosynthetic process. The record is from RefSeq and is a predicted model, not a curated record. Bases 436 to 1395 code for a protein of 319 amino acids. Gene Ontology annotation, molecular function: iron ion binding; oxidoreductase activity. Lineage: Eukaryota; Fungi; Basidiomycota; Agaricomycetes; Agaricales; Schizophyllaceae. The transcript has 4 exons.